Messenger RNA from Carassius carassius (crucian carp), 3975 nucleotides. RefSeq names its product ubiquitin-protein ligase E3C-like. NCBI's taxonomy places the organism in Eukaryota, Metazoa, Chordata, Actinopteri, Cypriniformes, Cyprinidae. Gene Ontology annotation, molecular function: protein binding; ubiquitin protein ligase activity. The record is from RefSeq and is a predicted model, not a curated record. Gene Ontology annotation, biological process: protein polyubiquitination; ubiquitin-dependent protein catabolic process. The coding region runs from base 373 to 3615 and encodes 1080 amino acids. The transcript is spliced from 24 exons.
AACAGUGCUGCAAUCAUGUUUCCAGAUUACUGCCUUAAAUCUCGCUAAAUCUUAACAUACUCCAAUAACAUAAACGUAUACGUGCAAAUGACUGGGAAAUGGUGAAUUGUCGAGGCGGAAAACAACUGAUCUGCUGCUGAGUCAUUAGCUAGCUAGUCAAAGAAGCUUUAGCCAAAAGGCUAACAGACGUUCACUUGAUCUGACCGAACAAAACACCUGAACUCUGUCUUCUACAGCGAGAGUGAUCCUUUAGACCUAAAACUACUGACAACACGUUCAUAAAUGAUGAUGAACUUCUGGUACAGACAACACUUUGUUGCUCUGCACACCAGGUACUUGCAUUGAUCGCUGCUCGAUGGGAAAAGUGUAACCAUGUUCAGUUUCGAGGGAGAUUUCAAGAGAACACCCAAGGUGUCUCUUGGGGGUGCUAGCAGAAAAGAGGAGAAGGCAUCACUUCUUCAUCGAACACAAGAAGAAAGAAGAAAAAGGGAGGACGAGAGGAAAAGACUAAAAAAUGCAAUCAUCAUUCAGUCUUACAUAAGAGGAUACCAAGACAGAAAACAGCAAUAUGCCAUUCAGAGGGGCUGCUUUGACCGCUGUGCGUGUCAGUGCCAGUCAGGCUCUGGCCCUCAGCUCACAGACAGUGCCAUACUCAGUCAACUUGCUCGCCAGCUUCUCUUUUUUUACAGACUAAGUGAAGACAGACACAGAAUGAUCUGGAUGUGCCAGAGUUUGGUAAAGCAUCAUGCUCAGUUCGUCAAGCUGCUGACGGGGCCAGAAAGACAGAGCUGCCUGUUUCAGAUCAAGAGGAUACUGGGGCACUGUUGCAGGUUAUUGCAAGCAUGUGAAGAUGCCAGUCUGAAUGUGACCGUCCCGAUGAGGAUGCUGGAGGUGUUUUCAUCUGAGAGAACCUACUUGCCCUUUCUAAAGGAUGAAAACUAUGUCGCGGCACUUAUGGAGCAAAUAUUGCACUAUAUGGUAGAGAAAGGAUACUACAGAUCUCUGUAUGUGUUAGUGAAUCACAAGUUGCCGUCGAGUCUAGAGUACAGUGAUGCCCCUUCCAUUCCACUGGCACAAACGCUGCUGGAACACACGCUCAAGCCUCUGCACUUUACAUACAGCUCCUGCCCCCCAGAUGCCAGGCAGUUUGUUUUUUCAGCCUUCACUGAGGAGUUCAUUUCAGCACCUUUCACUGAACAAAUCUAUCAUUUCUUCGUGCCAGCUUUGUCAGACCCAAAACUAGCUUUCCCAUUUCAGAACUUCCUUUGGUCACUUCAGGCCACCAUAGCCUCCUCUGUCCGGGCCCGGGCUCAGGCUCCAUGGCUCUUUUACUUUGUGCUAACAGUUGGAGAAUCAGAACUGGGUUCACUCUCCGAAGGAGGGUUGCUGUUGUACCUGAAUGCGCUCCAGACUCUGUUGCCAUUGUUACCAGUGACGGAGUGCAACAGUACAGCUGACAUCAACAGUGAUUCAGAAGAGGAAGAAGAAAUGACCGUACAGCGUCCUGCUGCACAGGAUGGCAGUUGGAUAUCUGUGCAUUAUAUAACAGCGGAAUGUAUACAGAAGAUGGACACCAAGCAGCAGACUAAUGCUCUGCUAACAUUAGUUUGGAGAGACACAGCAAGUGAAGACAUCUUCACCAUGAUGGCCUCCAUCUGUCACACACUGAUGGUGCAACAUCGUAUGAUGGUGCCCAGAGUCAGGCUUUUGUACAGUUUAGCCUUCAAUGCUCGCUUUCUUAGACACCUUUGGCACUUAAUCACAUCUAUGAAGACUAAAAUGAUCACAGGCUCUAUGGUUCCCUUGUUGCAGGUGAUGUCUCGAGGUUCUCCAAUGUCUCCGGAGGACUCCAACAGGAUCAUUCCUCUCUUCUAUCUCUUCAGCUCACUCUUCAGUCAUUCACUCAUCUCUGUGCACGACAGCGAGUUCUUUGGCUCAGCAGAUGGUCAGAGCCAGUCGUCAAUGAUGCCCUUCUCUCUGGCGGAGUUGGUGACAUUGUCUUGCUGUUUGCGGGAUGCGUGUCUGGGAAUCAUUAAGCUGGCCUAUCCUGAGACCAAGACGGAGCACAAAGAGGAGUAUGUAGCAGCAUUUCGCAGUAUCGGAGUGAAAACUAACAGCCAGGUACAGCAGCGCAUUCAAGCUCAGCAGAAACGAUGGGUCCAGCUCUUUAAGGUGAUUACCAACCUUGUGAAGAUGCUGAAAGCCCGAGAUAUUCGAAGAGCCUUCUGUCCAUCAGGUCACUGGCUGUCUCAUGAGGUCAACAUCAGAGCAGAUAAGGUGACUCAGCUCUAUGUGCCCUCUGCAAGACAUGUGUGGAGAACCAGGAGAAUGGGACGCAUCGGACCGCUUCAGUCCAAUUUAGAUGUUGGACUGGAGCCUCCACCAUUGUCAGUAUCAGAGGAGAGACAUUUGGCAAUCCUCACCGAACUUCCGUUUGUUGUACCUUUUGAGGAGAGAGUGAAGAUCUUCCAGAAGUUGAUCUAUGCUGAUAAGCGUGAAGUGCAAGGAGAGGGCCCUUUUUUGGAUGGCGUAAAUAUCACCAUUCGAAGGAACUACAUCUAUGAAGACGCUUUCGACAAAUUAUCCCUCGAAAAUGAGCCUGAUCUUAAGAAGAGGAUCAGGGUUCAUUUGCUCAAUGCACAUGGGCUAGAUGAAGCUGGCAUUGACGGAGGAGGAAUAUUCAGAGAGUUCUUGAAUGAGCUGUUGAAGUCGGGCUUUAAUCCUAACCAAGGCUUCUUCAAGACAACUAAUGAAGGUCUUCUCUAUCCGAGUCCCACUGCGGAGAUGCUUAUGGGAGAAUCCUUCACCUGGCAUUACUACUUCCUUGGCAGGAUACUGGGAAAAGCGCUGUAUGAAAACAUGCUAGUGGAACUGCCAUUUGCAAGUUUCUUCCUGUCCAAGCUGUUGGGCACCAGUGCAGAGGUGGACAUCCACCAUCUGGCCUCUCUAGACCCAGAGAUGUACCGAAACCUGCUCUUCCUCAAGAGCUAUGAAGGCGAUGUGGAAGACCUUGGACUUAACUUCACUGUGGUCAACAAUGAUCUCGGGGAGGCUCAGGUGGUCGAGCUCAAACCAGGUGGAAAGGACAUCCCGGUAACCACAGCCAACAGUAUAGCAUACAUCCAUUUAGUGGCCGAUUACCGUCUGAACAAACAGAUCCGAGCACACUGCCUGGCCUUUCGACAGGGCCUGGCCAACGUGGUCAACCUGGAGUGGCUGCGCAUGUUUGAUCAGCAGGAAAUUCAGGUACUGAUUUCUGGUGCACUCGUGCCCAUCUGUCUGGAAGACCUAAAGAAAUUUACUAACUACUCAGGAGGUUAUACAGCAAAUCAUCCAGUGAUCAACCUAUUCUGGGAUGUGGUGGAGAGCUUCAGCGAUGAGGAAAAACGCAAGCUGCUAAAGUUUGUUACGAGCUGCUCACGGCCUCCGCUCUUAGGCUUCAAGGAGCUGUACCCAGCCUUUUGCAUCCAUAAUGGAGGCACUGACCUGGAGCGUCUCCCUACUGCUAGCACUUGCAUGAACCUUCUCAAGCUGCCAGAGUUCUGUGACCCUCAGCUAAUGCGAAACAAGUUACUCUAUGCUAUUGAAUCCUCUGCUGGCUUUGAGCUCAGCUGAGGAAUACUUCAUCUCCUUGAUGGCCUUGAAACCCAGACAAGAAUAUUCGUCUUUUGUCGUGGUGACCAGAUAGAAAAUGAUCAGAAUGGACAGACAAUGCGUCUGCUGUGGAUCUACAGUGAUUUACAGAAGGUGUUGGGGCAUAAAAAAAACAGAGAAACAGAUCCGUUUGAAGCUGUGGCAAGAACUAAUAUAUGCUCCGUUUUAUUUUUACUUCAAAGAGCGUAAACUUGUACACAAUGCAUUUAUAAUUUGAAAGCAACUUCCCAGAAUGCGUCCAUUGAGCAAAAGCACUAACAUUAAACAGGAAGAUCUAAAUGUUGGAGAUACCGAAAGAAUAAAAUGGCAACGCAAAAUUUA